Molecule: messenger RNA, 909 nt
Organism: Penicillium cinerascens
Lineage: Eukaryota; Fungi; Ascomycota; Eurotiomycetes; Eurotiales; Aspergillaceae
Exons: 2
Coding region: 1-909 (302 amino acids)
Biological process (GO): maturation of SSU-rRNA from tricistronic rRNA transcript (SSU-rRNA, 5.8S rRNA, LSU-rRNA)
Cellular component (GO): nucleolus
Source: RefSeq, a predicted model, not a curated record
AUGACUGGCAAGCGAAAGAGGGACACUUCCGUUGUGUCACGGUCCAAGAAAACCGGCGAUGCCAGUCCUUCGCCUCCCCCUCCGGCCGACAAUGCGCAAGACAUUUUUCGCAAGUACUUCGAGGCACAAUUUGCGCCUCUAGACUUGCCUGCUACGCCAGCCACCGGCAACUCGAACUCUGAGGAGGAUGAAGAGGAAGACGAGGAUAGUGAGGGGUCAGAGAUGGACGAGCAGUGGGACGGAGUCUCGGAAGACGAAAGCGAUGAGGAUGUCGUGGAAGUGGUUGAACACACGGACACUCGAGCUACGGACGACAGAAUGGACAAGAAGGCAUUCAAAGCAUUUAUGAGUGCGAAACCACCAUCAUCCUUAGAAACCAAGACCACGAAAUCAACGGAAAAGUCAAAUAAGAAAGACGAGUCCGACGAUGAAGUGGAUGCCGAUAAUCUGAAACACGACCUCGCAUUACAGCGACUACUUCGAGAAUCUCACCUGCUCGACUCGUCAUCAGACCUCGCUCCCACCGGCAAAAACCGCCUCAAGGCCCUGGACCUUCGCAUGCAAUCCUUGGGCGCGAAGGAUUCUCUUUACAAACAAAAAAUGCCCGAUGCCCACCGACGAGGAAUCAACGCCAAGGCCGCUGCCAAGGACGAGAAGCGACGACGAGAAGCGAAGGAGAACGGCAUUAUCCUUGAGAAGCCUACCAAGGUCACGAAAUCAUCGAAUUCGGGUCGACGAGAUCGUGGGAUUGGUGGAUCAUCCAUUGGUAAAUUUUCUGGUGGCACGUUGAACCUGAGCAAGCAAGACCUGCAAAGCAUGCAGAGCUCCAGGGGACGAUCUUCUCGGGGAGGAAGAGGUGGCAGAGGUGGCAGAGGCAGAGGAAGGGGAGGCAAGAGAGGAGGCCGUUAA